This is a messenger RNA of Wyeomyia smithii (pitcher-plant mosquito), 519 nucleotides long. RefSeq names its product larval cuticle protein A2B-like. Gene Ontology annotation, cellular component: extracellular matrix. The transcript has 2 exons. The record is from RefSeq and is a predicted model, not a curated record. The coding region runs from base 121 to 480 and encodes 119 amino acids. NCBI's taxonomy places the organism in Eukaryota, Metazoa, Arthropoda, Insecta, Diptera, Culicidae.
CGACAACUGCAAAAAUUUAAUAUCGUCAGAAAAAGGGUGCUAUUAUAUAAACGAUGUAGAUCACAGUGAAGUUAUCAGUCGAACAACAACCAUGAAGGAAAACAAAACCGAAUCCACAAAAUGUGUUCUAAAAUCUGCAUUCUACUACUGGCUUUCGUCGGUGCCAUAGCAGCUCAAAAUUAUCAUCAACAUGCAGAGGAGAAACAUGGUCCUGUGCACUACGACUUUCACUACGACAUUCAUGAUGACCAUACCGGUGAUAUGCAUGGGCGCAAGGAGGAACGUAAAGAUGACCAUACCCAGGGAGAGUACUACCUGAUUGAUGCUGAUGGUUACAAGCGAACGGUCACCUACCAGGUUGAUGGCAAGAGCGGAUUCAUCGCUCAGGUGCAUCGGGAACCAAUCAAGGGACACCAGCCAGCUCCGAAACCAGUUCAUAAGGUGUUAGCUGUCCCGGUACUACACUCUUAUCACCAUUAGUGCCAAUCUUCUCCUCCUGUACUGGACUAGCCAAAUUUA